GUCCGGCUGCGGCGGCCGCACGCGGACGGGGCUCGUGCCCGCGGGGUCCCGGCGCCAUGGGGGUGGAGAAGAGGCUGCUGCCGAUUAAGGAGGCCUUUCAGCUGGCGCAGCAGCCGCACCAGAACCAGGCGAAGCUGGUGAGGGCGCUGAGCCGCACCUACGGCCUGGUGGGUAAUAAAAUAGUUUUUCAUGAGGAGUUCGUUCAUUACCUUAAAUAUGCGAUGGUGAUCUACAAACGAGAACCAGCUGUGGAGAGGGUGAUAGAAUUUGCAGCGAAGUUUGUUACUUCGUUUCACCAAUCAGAGACGGAAGAUGAUGAGGAAGAGGAAGAUGGUGGCCUUUUAAAUUACCUAUUUACUUUUCUAUUAAAGUCUCAUGAAGCAAACAGCAAUGCGGUUAGAUUUAGAGUGUGCCAGCUCAUAAACAAGCUUUUGGGAAGUAUGCCAGAAAAUGCCCAGAUUGAUGAUGAUUUGUUUGAUAAAAUUAAUGAAGCCAUGCUUAUUAGAUUGAAAGAUAAAAUUCCAAAUGUGAGGAUACAGGCAGUUCUUGCUCUUUCACGACUUCAGGAUCCCAAAGAUGAUGAAUGCCCAGUGGUUAACGCAUAUGCUACUUUGAUUGAAAAUGAUUCAAAUCCAGAAGUUAGGCGGGCAGUGUUAUCGUGUAUUACGCCAUCAGCAAAGACUUUGCCAAAAAUUGUAGGGCGCACCAAGGAUGUGAAAGAGGCUGUCAGAAAGCUGGCUUAUCAGGUUUUAGCUGAAAAGGUUCAUAUGAGAGCUAUGUCUAUUGCUCAGAGAGUAAUGCUCCUUCAACAAGGUUUUAAUGACAGAUCAGAUGCUGUGAAACAAGCAAUGCAGAAGCAUCUUCUCCAAGGCUGGUUACGUUUCACUGAAGGAAAUAUAUUAGAGUUGCUUCAUCGGUUGGAUGUGGAAAAUUCUUCUGAAGUGGCCAUCUCUGUUCUCAAUGCCUUGUUUUCGGUGACUCCUCUUAGUGAACUGGCAGAAAUCUGUAAAAAUAAUGAUGGCAGGAAAUUGAUUUCAUUGGAAACAUUAACUCCUGAAAUUGCUUUGUACUGGCGUGUCCUUUGUGAAUAUUUGAAAUCAAAAGGAGAUGAAGGUGAAGAAUUUUUAGAGCAGAUUUUGCCAGAGCCUGUAGUAUAUGCUGAGUAUUUAUCAAGUUAUAUUCAGAGCAUUCCAGUUGUUAAUGAUGAACAGAGAGGUGAUUUUUCCUAUAUUGGAAAUUUGAUGACAAAAGAGUUCAUAGGUCAACAAUUGAUUCUAAUUAUCAAGUCUUUGGAUACCAGUGAAGAAGGAGGAAGGAAACGACUGCUGGCUAUUUUACAGGAGAUUCUUACUCUACCCACAACUCCGAUAUCCCUAAUUUCUUUUCUUGUUGAGAGACUGCUCCAUAUCAUUAUAGAUGAUAAUAAGAGAACAGAAAUUGUUACAGAAAUUAUCUCAGAGAUUCGGAUGCCCAUUGUUACUGUUGGUGUUAAUAAUGAUCCAGCUGAUGUAAGAAAGAAAGAACUCAAGAUGGCUGAAAUAAAAGUUAAACUUAUUGAGGCAAAAGGAGCUUUGGAAAAUUGCAUUGCCUUACAGGAUUUUAAUCAAGCAUCAGAGUUAAAAGAAGAAAUAAAAGCAUUAGAAGAUGCCAAAAUAAACCUCUUGAAAGAGACAGAGCAACUUGAAAUUAAAGAAGUCCACGUAGAGAAGAAUGAUGCUGAAACACUACAGAAGUGUCUUAUUUUGUGCUAUGAACUGUUGAAGCAGAUGUCCCCUUCAACAGGUAUAGGUGCAACCAUGAAUGGCAUCAUUGAAUCUUUGAUUCUUCCUGGAAUAAUAAGUGUUCAUCCUGUAGUAAGAAAUCUGGCUGUUUUAUGCUUGGGAUGCUGUGGACUACAGAAUCGGGAUUUUGCAAGUAAACAUUUUGUGUUACUAUUGCAGGUUUUGCAAAUCGAUGAUGUGACAAUAAAAAUAAGUGCUUUAAAGGCAAUCUUUGACCAGCUGAUGACAUUUGGGAUUGAACCAUUUAAAACUAAAAAAAUCAAAGCCCCUCAAAGUGAAGGUGCAGAAAUAAACACUAAUGAAGAACAAGAGUUAAAAGAAGCUGAAGAGACAGCCAAGAAUAUUCUGAAACUCCUUUCUGAUUUCUUAGAUAGCGAGGUGUCUGAACUCAGGACAGGAGCUGCAGAAGGAUUAGCCAAGCUGAUGUUCUCUGGGCUUUUGGUCAGCAGCAAGAUUCUGUCUCGUCUUAUCUUGUUAUGGUACAGUCCUGUGACUGAAGAGGAUGUUCGACUUCGACAUUGCCUAGGCGUGUUCUUCCCCAUGUUUGCUUAUGCAAGCAGGACUAAUCAAGAAUGUUUUGAAGAAGCCUUUCUUCCAACUCUGCAAACACUGGCCAGUGCCCCUGCUUCUUCUCCUUUAGCUGAAGUAGAUAUCACUAAUGUUGCUGAGUUGCUUGUAGAUUUGACCAGACCAAGUGGAUUAAAUCCUCAGGCCAAGAAUUCCCAAGAUUAUCAGGCCUUAACAGUUCACGACAAUUUGGCUAUAAAACUUUGCAAUGAGAUCUUAACGUGUCCAUGUUCACCAGAAAUUCGGGUCUAUACAAAAGCCUUGAGUUCUUUAGAACUCAGUAACAAUCUUGCUAAAGAUCUUCUGGGUCUGUUGAAUGACAUUCUGGAGCAAGUAAAAGAUAGGACAUGUCUGAGAGCUUUGGAGAAAAUCAAGAUUCAGUUAGAAAAAGGAAAUAAAGAAUAUGGUGACCAAGAUGUAGCAGCACAGGAUGCCAGCACAACUAUGGCUGUUUUUCCAAAUGAAGAUGAAAAGAAUAAAGAAGUAUAUUUAACUCCUCUCAAGGAUGUAAAAGCAACCCAAGCGUCAAAAUCUACGCAGCAGAAGACUAUUAGAGGACGGAGAAAAGUGACAGCUUCAGCAAGGAUGAACAGAAGAUGUCAGACUGCUGAGGUUGAGGCUGACUCUGAAAGUGAUCAUGAAGUUCCAGAGCCAGAAUCAGAAAUGAAGAUGAGAUUACCAAGACGAGCCAAAACAGCAGCACUAGAAAAAAGUAAACUGAACCUUGCACAAUUUCUCAAUGAAGAUAUGAGUUAGGAGAAGAGAUGAUGGAGGUGGAGUCUUUGUUAAAAGUCCUUUAAAAUUGUGUUCAGUUCUUGCUUUAAUAAAGUUACCCUUGUGUCAAAAUCA
This is a messenger RNA of Equus caballus (horse), 3197 nucleotides long. RefSeq names its product non-SMC condensin I complex subunit G (gene NCAPG). Lineage: Eukaryota; Metazoa; Chordata; Mammalia; Perissodactyla; Equidae. Gene Ontology annotation, cellular component: condensed chromosome; cytoplasm; condensin complex. The record is from RefSeq and is a predicted model, not a curated record. Gene Ontology annotation, biological process: mitotic chromosome condensation.